UUCACAGAAAAACAAUUGGAAAAAUAUGCCUUAAAAGCUGAAAGAGAAUCGGCUAUACAAAAAGAAAAAAUCAAAAAAGCCCUCCUUCAAGGCAAUCAUGAAGGAGCUCGAAUAUACGCGGAAAACUCGAUUAGGAAACACAACGAGGGAAAUGGUUACCUUAGGAUGGCAUCGAGAGUAAAUGCAGUUCAGGCAAGGGUGCAGACCGCCAUGACUAUGAAUUCAAUGGUGAAAAACAUUAAAGGUGUAACGAAGGAACUAGAAUCUGCUAUGCAAUCCAUGGAUCUAGAACAGGUUGAAAGGAUUAUGAGCAAGUUCGAAACAACAUUUGAAAACCUUGACGUACAUUCGUCAACGAUGGAGAAUUCCAUGGGAAAUGCAGUCACCUUAACCGCACCUGAGGCUCAGGUCUCCAGUCUUAUCAAACAGAUCGCUGACGAGCAUGGCCUUGAGAUAAAGGAUGCCGUCUCUGGUGCUCCAAUUGCCGAAGAUAGUGCCGCAACCUCUGAGCCGACAAAAACUAGAGAUGAUGCGCUGUCACGCCGGCUCCAGAUAGCCGUUUUCAGACAAUGCACGCCGAUUAGUUAA
Messenger RNA from Protopolystoma xenopodis, 588 nucleotides. Lineage: Eukaryota; Metazoa; Platyhelminthes; Monogenea; Polystomatidea; Polystomatidae. The record is from the annotation of a GenBank genome assembly.